Molecule: messenger RNA, 532 nt
Organism: Amyelois transitella
Lineage: Eukaryota; Metazoa; Arthropoda; Insecta; Lepidoptera; Pyralidae
Gene: Dad1
Product: dolichyl-diphosphooligosaccharide--protein glycosyltransferase subunit DAD1
Exons: 2
Coding region: 94-432 (112 amino acids)
Biological process (GO): protein N-linked glycosylation
Cellular component (GO): membrane; oligosaccharyltransferase complex
Source: RefSeq, a predicted model, not a curated record
UUCGGCGCAUUUUAUAUUAUAUCUGUGGUUCGGCGAUUGUGACUUGUUUUGGCUGACGUGUAUCUUUAGUUGGAUUUAUAAAAUAUCGUCAAAAUGACUUCAAUUGUUUCUGUGAUCCCUAAAUUGUACCAGGAAUACACCAACAAAACCUCCAAGAAACUCAAGAUUAUCGACGCUUACCUACUGUAUAUAUUUUUGACCGCUGUAAUACAAUUUGCGUACUGUUGUCUGGUCGGCACAUUUCCUUUCAAUUCAUUCUUGAGUGGAUUUAUUUCUACUGUGAGCUGUUUUGUUUUAGCAGUGUGCCUGAGAUUGCAAGUGAAUCCGGAGAACAAGGCUGAAUUCCAGGGUCUGAGCCCCGAGCGUGGGUUCGCAGACUUCAUCUUCGCACACCUUGUCCUCCAUAUUGUUGUCAUCAACUUCAUAGGUUAAGUUAAAUAAUUUUAUGUCCAUCAAACUUGCACCAUUUGUUAUGAAUGAAAAUAUGAAUAAUAUAUAAUUUAUAAGUGAAAAUAAAACACAAUUUUCCAUU